CUUGAAGCUACCAACCAGAUCAAGACCAAAGACACACAGACUGAUAGCAGAGAUCAUGGCUGACGUGGCGGCGAUCAUCAACCUCGUGAACAAGUUCGCGCUCUCGUACUCGCUGGAGGAGGGCGACAAGUCGGUCAAGACGCUGCUGGCGCUCUUCACGGAGGACGCGACCUUCUUCGAGGAGCUCGUGGGCGGCAACUGCACGGGCACGAGCGAGAUCGAGGCGGCGCUGCAGGAGCUCGUGAGCCUCAAGUUCCUGGCCGACACGCGCCACCUGCCCAGCGGCCACGUGGUCGAGCUCUCGGACGCCGAGCACGCCACGGUCACGUCGCACACGACCGUCUUCUGGAAGUGCACGCCCGUCAUGGUCGUCACGUGGUCGGACGUCGUGGUCAAGCAGGGCGGCGCCUGGAAGUUCCAGAAGCGGGCAGCCGACGCCGUGCAGAAGAACCUCGAGAUGAUUGGCGAGAUGCAGCUGCGCGGCAAGAAGCAGUACUCCCACAAGGACGAGGCCUAAGCUUAACGCUGGGCUGGCACUUGGUCUGUGGACCUGAUUUCCCCCCCCCCCCCAACUCGAACUCGACUCGGCAAGCUCCAGAAGAGCGACACGUGGCACAAGAGUGGAGCUGCGUUUGUGUUGCUCGUAUGGGAGCAUUGAUUGCCUUGCUGCACGACUCAAAAAGCAUAGAAAAAG
This is a messenger RNA of Phytophthora sojae, 694 nucleotides long. RefSeq lists its product as hypothetical. The record is from RefSeq and is a predicted model, not a curated record. Lineage: Eukaryota; Oomycota; Peronosporomycetes; Peronosporales; Peronosporaceae. The coding region runs from base 56 to 517 and encodes 153 amino acids. The transcript has a single exon.